AUGCAAAAUUUUGAGACUGUAGAGGUUGUAAGUCCAACUGUUGAUUAUUUAAUAAUAAAAUGUGCACAAAAUCUUUAUGAACAUUACUUAUAUGAAAAAGAACCUGGAUAUAAUUGUGAAGUGAUAGCUAAUUGGCAGUGUGGAGUUGUAUAAUAGGAAUUCUUAGUAUGUAAAAUAAAUAACAAUAAUAGCCAUUUGAUCAUGGGGAAUCUAAAUAUGCUAUUUUAAAUAAAUGGAUAGACGAAGAUGAACCUGUACUCAAUUAUUUAUAAUGUCGUAGCAUUUUAAAACGAUUGAUAAUUUGACUGCCAAGGGAGUUAAAAUUGUUAAGUUAUAACAGCCAUCAACAGGACAAGAAACAUUUGAUGACGCUAGAUCCUCAAAAAGCCAAUCUUCAUCAAGAUUCUCUAGAAACUCAAUUGCGAAGUUCUAACAUUCUGUAAGCAAAAUGAAGCUUCUAAACAAAAUGGGUGGAUCUUCUCAAUAGAUUACAACUUUUUAAUCGGCAAUUCAAGAGGAAUACAAACCCAACCUAAUAAAAAUGCCCGAGACCAAAAAGCCUCCAACUCCAGAUGCCAUAAUAGAGCGACUUCGUGAAUAGAGAGAAUAUUAAGAACUAGACAAAUAGAAAGAGAAUGAAAGAAUGCGUAAAAUUAAGGAGGAGUAAAUCGAAUAAGAGGAGAAAAAGAAGGAGCAAUUGAAAUAAUUGAAAAAUAAGCAAUACACAUAUGAUUAUGAUGGUUAAGUAGUGUUUCUAACAACAAAGUACAUAUCUCUAAUAUAUAUAGGCCUGUAGAUUUACAGAUAAAUGAAAUACUUUAACCAGAAACAAAAACUAAUUAACCUUAGAGGAUAAUGAAGGAAGUGAAUUCGUAACCUGAAAUCAAACCAGUUAAAGAAGCGUUCGCCAAAGGAGACGAAGACAAUAAGAGACUUGAAAAAGCAGCAGCAAUCGAAUACCCAAAAUAACCUCCUUUAAUUGAAGCAAUGAANUAUUCAAAAUUAAUUUAUUUAUUUACUAUGAAUUUCUUCCCUAUCACAAUCGACGAAUAUGAAGUCCUUUUCAUAUCAAACUUAUUUUACAAAAAAUAAAAUUGA
Messenger RNA from Paramecium octaurelia, 1098 nucleotides. The record is from the annotation of a GenBank genome assembly. Lineage: Eukaryota; Ciliophora; Oligohymenophorea; Peniculida; Parameciidae.